AUGCUGGACUGGUUUAGUCAGCAGCUCGCUUGGCCCACUCAGUCCUUUUCUGGCUGGCUUGCCACCAGGUUCUUCAAAUUCCACAACCACCUGCUGGAGGAGAAUGCAGUGAAGCUCUGUGACCUGCAGCCUGAUGAGACGGUGCUGGAAAUUGGACAUGGAGCGGGGCUUGGUCUGCAGCACGUGAUCCACAAACUGACCGGGCCGCAGGGGAGGCUGCUGGGGGUGGAUUACUCUGAGUAUAUGCACCGUAUGGCCUCAGAGCUGAUGAAGGAGCAGAUCUCUACUGGUAAAGUGAAGCUGUUCUUCAGUGAUGUUGCAAAGAUGCCCAUAGAAGAUAACAUUGUGGAUAAAGUGUUCCACUGCAACUGCUACUACUUCUGGCCUGAUCUGAAGAGAGGAGCCGCAGAGAUACACCGUGUCAUGAAACCAGGUGGGCUGAUGGUGACAACUCUCCGACUGGACAGAGUAAUUUUAUUUGCCUCUAAGAAGAUCGUGACCUCAGAGAACUGGCGUCCGGAGGACUAUAUGGAUGCUCUGGAGAGUGCUGGGUUCAUAAACGUCAGGAUGGAGAACAGAAAACACAAACGGAUUCCGUAUGAAGCGAUUUACGCCACUGUUGCCAAAUAAAACCCUCAGAGCUUCAGCUACAGAGUCUGCUCACAAUCAUGUUGACAUCACAUUCAACACAGCCCAUUCCUCUGAGAGGACACACCCAUAUACAUAAGCCCCCGCCCACUUUGCGCUGACAAAACACUCCAGCACAUACAAGCCCUUCCACUUUACUCUGAUAGGACGGCCCAUAUAUAAGCCCCGCCCACCCGGAAAUAACGCACGUCCACAUGAACAAGCCCCACCCACUUUUUUCCAGGACGCAACCAGAAGCAUAAACCCAGGUGUUCUAUCGAUUUGUCCUACUUUGUCAUCCUACCCUAGCGUAUAUUUAUAGAUCGUGUCUAUCGAUAUGUGCUACUGUGUCGAAAAAUUAUACAGCGACUAUUUUGUGAUAUUAGGGGUAGCA
Messenger RNA from Pygocentrus nattereri (red-bellied piranha), 1021 nucleotides. Its product is annotated as sterol 24-C-methyltransferase-like. Gene Ontology annotation, cellular component: endoplasmic reticulum. Gene Ontology annotation, molecular function: sterol 24-C-methyltransferase activity. The transcript has 3 exons. Gene Ontology annotation, biological process: sterol biosynthetic process. The record is from RefSeq and is a predicted model, not a curated record. The coding region runs from base 1 to 630 and encodes 209 amino acids. NCBI's taxonomy places the organism in Eukaryota, Metazoa, Chordata, Actinopteri, Characiformes, Serrasalmidae.